Messenger RNA from Talaromyces rugulosus, 411 nucleotides. RefSeq lists its product as uncharacterized. Lineage: Eukaryota; Fungi; Ascomycota; Eurotiomycetes; Eurotiales; Trichocomaceae. Bases 1 to 411 code for a protein of 136 amino acids. The transcript is spliced from 3 exons. The record is from RefSeq and is a predicted model, not a curated record. Gene Ontology annotation, molecular function: carbon-sulfur lyase activity.
AUGGUUCUCACCGGACACUGCCUGUGCAAGGCCGUCACCUACUCCAUUGACGUCGACAAGCCUAUCAUCACGGGCUACGACCACUGCGACGACUGCCAGCGCCAGACCGGCUCUACCUACUCUCUCGUCGCCGUUGUCCCCAAGGACAAGCUCACCAUCAACGGCCCCACCAAGAGCUGGGCUGGCAAGGGCAGCUCUGGCAAGGAUGUCCACCGCAUUUUCUGCUCCGAGUGUGGCUCCCCUAUUGCCCAUGACCCUGAUGCUGCCCCGCCGAUCAUUGCCAUCAAGGCCGGUACUCUCGACUCGGAGAUCAAGAAGAACCUGAAGCCGGACACCGAGAUCUGGACUGUUGGCAAGCUUCCCUUCUGCCAGGAAUCCCUUGCCCAUCCUUUCCCUCACAUGCCGGAAUAA